AAUAAAAAGGGCAUUAAAUAAAAAUGAGAGAAGUCAUUUAUUCUAUGUUUGGCGCGUAUAUUAACCACCACCGGCAAAACACCCACAAAAAAGGCGAGCACGCAUAAAGAAAGAUCAAAAACUUCUUCCCCCAUCCCCUCUUCCAAAAUCCAACCCCCUCCCCGUCAAAAAAAAAAAAAUCAAAAAAAUUAUACUCCUUUCGAUUUUUUAGAUUGACAAAAAAAAAAGGUUUCAGCUUUGAAGCAAAGAGAGAUCAAGCGACGACUGAGAGUGGUGGUGUUGAGACAGAACCAACCAACCAACCACGAUCUGUGGUUUUUUUUAUUUCUCACAUCUCAUCUGUUCCCGACACUCCCAUUUGAUCGGAGAGCUCGACAUUGGUGGGUUCUGUUUCGUCGGUUAAAACAAAAAAAAAUGGAGCGGUACGGUGGCGCCGGCGAAGAAGAGCCGCGUUCGGAUCCAUCACUUGAAUGGUCCGCUCCUGGAAACGAAACCGGCAUCGAAGCUUCGAUGUGGCGGUUAGGGUUGCAAGGCGGUGGUGGUGAUGAUUCGUUGCCGGAGCGACCUGAUGAACCAGAUUGUAUCUAUUUUAUACGAACCGGUGGUUGCGGAUACGGGUCUAGAUGUCGGUUCAAUCACCCACCAGACCGUGCUCCGGUCUUGGGGGGAGGUCUCAGAACAGAAGCUGCUGGUCAGUUCCCAGAGAGAAUGGGACAGCCCGUGUGUCAGCAUUUUAUGCGAACGGGAACAUGUAAAUUUGGUGCUUCUUGCAAAUAUCACCAUCCUAGACAAGGUGGAGGAGGAGGAGGACGAGGAGAUUCUGUUAUUCCUAUCUCACUAAAUUACAUGGGAUUCCCAUUACGCCCGGGGGAGAAAGAAUGCUCCUAUUUCAUGAGAACCGGUCAGUGUAAAUUCGGUUCCACCUGUCGUUUUCACCAUCCUGUCCCUCCUGGUGUACACGCUCCAUCCGCUGGGCCAACUAUGUAUCCAUCUCUUCAGUCUCAAUCCGUUGUUCCUUCAUCGCAGCAAUACGGAGUAGUUCUAGCAAGGCCUCAGCUUUUACCAGGCUCAUAUGUUCCGAGCCCUUACGGUUACGGUCAAAUGGUUCUACCACCCGGUAUGGUCCCAUACUCUGGCUGGAACCCUUACCAGGCUUCUGUAAGUGCAAUACCUUCGCCGGGGACUCAGCCGUCAAUGGGAACCAGCUCUGUUUAUGGAAUUAGACCGUUAUCUCCUUCAGCGCCUGCAUAUCAAUCCGGUCCAUCUUCUACCGGUAUUUCAAAUAAAGAACAAACUUUUCCUCAGCGGCCUGAACAACCCGAGUGUCAAUACUUUAUGAGAACCGGAGAUUGUAAAUUCGGAUCCUCUUGCAGAUUCCAUCAUCCUAUGGAAGCAGCAUCGCCAAAGGACAUUACCCUCAGUCACAUUGGCCUCCCUCUUCGUCCUGGAGCAGCACAAUGCACUCACUUUGCUGAACACGGGGUUUGCAAGUUUGGUCCUGCAUGCAAAUUUGACCACUCCAUCAGAUCUUCUUCACUAAGCUACAACCCAUCCGCUUCUUCGCUCACCGACAUGCCCGUUGCGCCUCACCCUCUGGGGUCCUCCUCGCUCGGUACACUAGCUCCAACAUCAUCAUCAUCCUCGUCUGAGCAACGCACGAAGCUUCUCUCUUCCAGCUCUAUUAAACCUAUAACCACAAGAGCUGGUGGCACAGGAACUGUGCCCUCUUCAACUACCAGCGGUGUGAGCCAUCCCGAGCCUGCUGAGACCAAUAAAGAUAACUCAGCUAGCAUUGAGGCUAAGACUUCAGGUUAAAAAGACAGACAGAAAUCAAAAGGAGAGAAGAGAAUCUCACUCUAAUCUUCUUAGAUAAUGAUCUGAUCUCUCUUAUUCUCUCUAUCACUCUUCUUCCUUCCAUCAAACUUUCAUAUGAAUUCAGGAACAUAAAAAAAAAGGAUAUUUUUUUGGGUGGGGAGACGACAACAGGAAGCAAAGCAGAGAGAGAUAAGACGAAAGAGGCUCUUUCUAGUCUUCUAUGUGUUAUUAUGUCUCUUCUCUUAGGUCUCUCUUACCAUGUUCAUAGUAUUCCUUCAUACGGCCAUCUCCUCUCUGUCUGUUGUCUCUGUUACGUUGUUAUUUCUUUUUCUUUUUGGAAACUAUAUUUUAUAAUAAAUGGCCUUUAUUAUACUAUUCACAAAAAUUCUC
This is a messenger RNA of Camelina sativa (false flax), 2205 nucleotides long. NCBI's taxonomy places the organism in Eukaryota, Viridiplantae, Streptophyta, Magnoliopsida, Brassicales, Brassicaceae. The record is from RefSeq and is a predicted model, not a curated record.